Messenger RNA from Drosophila subobscura, 2297 nucleotides. Its product is annotated as kinectin-like. The transcript has a single exon. NCBI's taxonomy places the organism in Eukaryota, Metazoa, Arthropoda, Insecta, Diptera, Drosophilidae. The coding region runs from base 139 to 2271 and encodes 710 amino acids. The record is from RefSeq and is a predicted model, not a curated record.
AAUGGCAAGGGCAAGGGCAGGCUUUGGCUCUAGUGUCAGGUGUUGAAUAGAAAUGAAAUGAAAGGAAAAUACUUUGCCAGCAGCUUGGAGCUUCAUUCAAUAAAUAGUUCUGCUCUCUGUCUGGAUUGAUUGGGGAUAAUGGAGAAGCUGUUGGAGCGCGACUUCUUUGACUUGAAGGAUGUUGAAGAUGGGGGGGACAGCACCAGCUGCCCGAAGCAACAGGAGCAGAUGCCGAACUCGAAGUUCCACGAUCAGGAGAGCUUGGCCCAGCAGAAGCUGGAUGAGGGGCAGAUGCGUUGGGUCGGAGGUGACUUGGAGGAGCAGCUGCAGCAGGCGUUCCAGGAGACGCACGAGCACUCGCAGCAGCAGCAGACGAAAGACAAGAAGCAAUUGGAGGGCGAGCUGCAGCAGACAGUCGCAGAGUGCCAGCGGCUGAAGGAUCAGCUGUAUGGCAAACAGUGGGAAUUCGAGAAGAUGACGAAGCGAUACAACGCCUUGGAGUCGGACUUUGAGGCGACUUUGCUGAAGAACAAUGCGCGGAUACGGGAGCUGAAGGGUUCGCUCGAUUUGGCACAGGAUCGAUGCGAUGAAGUGCAGCAGGAGAACGAGCGAGAACUGGAGGAUAUUAAGCAGCUGAACACCAAGAUCCUGGCCAUGGAGCACACCAAUGAAAUGCUGAUGACUCACUUUGAGGGCGCUCGGCUUGAGCUCAGCUCGAUCAGUGAUCUUCUGCUGCUGAGUGAGAAUCAGCAGCCGCCGGACAGGUCCCUCAGUCAACAGGUGUUGCAACGAACUCUGGAGAGUCUCCAAGCCAUGACGGAGGACUUUGAGCCGCUUCGGCAGCAGCUGCUGGAAGAGCGAAACAAAGAGCUGGGCAAACUUAUCGUCCUGAAGGCAGACAAGUCGCGACUGGAGCAACGGCUGGCAAGUAUGCAGAAGGAGCUGGCACAGAAGGACAAAAAUUAUGCGAUGCUGGAGGAGCAGAUUCAACCGCUGAUCGAUGAACGGAAUGCCCUGAAGGAGCAGCGCCAGAAGAGCGACAAGAGCCGGAAGCGAGUACAGUUGGAGCUGCAACGACUGAGCGCGGACAGGGAGAAUCUCAAAGAGAAGUUUGACCAGCUGAAGGAGGAGAACUGUCGACUGGCCACCAAGCGGGACCCGUCGGAUGCUCUCCGGCUGGAGCUGCAACGCACUCAAGAGUUGUUGGACGAAGCACAAAUGGAGGUGGAGCGACUUUCCAAGCUGCAGUUGGUGGAGAAGAAUUCCGAGCAGCUGAUCGAACGGCUGCAGCGGGAGAACCACAGCCUGCAGUUGGAGCUGCAGUCGCUGCAGCGAUCGGCAUCGGAGAAGGAGGAGGAGGAGGAGGAGGUCUCAGCCAACUGCAGCAACUGCGUGGAGAAGUUGAAUGAAAUUCGCAAGCUGCAGAAGAUCAACAAGCGGCAGGGGAAACUCCUGAAGGAAACCAAGCCGGACAAAGCUUCCAUGCGGCAGGAGAACCUACUCACGGACUUCAAGGGCAAGGCCGAGCAGUUCAAGGCGUACAUCCGGGCCGAGUGUCCAACUCAGUCUGCCCAGCAGUGUAGCGAACAGCUGGAGCAGCAGAAAUAUUGCGAGCGCUUGGCGGAGCAGGAGAACAUUUUCCACGCACAGCUGCAGCAGGCAGAGGAGAAGUAUCAGAGUCUGCUGAGCAGCUACGAGGAGGUGUGCGGUGAAAUUGUGCAGCUGAAGCAGACCAUUGUGGGGGACCGCGAAAAGAUAGCAAAAGUUGUGCGUGCUAAGAACUCCGAACUGAACGCAUUGAUGAGCAAGUGCCGCGAUAAAGAGCAAUGCAUUGACGACCUGAAGCGCGGCUUCGACGAAGCGUACACGAACAUCGGCUCCGAGCGGCAGUCGAUGAAGAGAGUGCUGGCCCAGUGGGAGGCGCAAAAGGGGGAUAUCAAGCAGGUGGAGAAGCACUGGCAGAAGCAGAUGAGCGCGAUGCAGCGCAAGCAUGAUCAGGCCAUGGAUUCCAUGAAUCAGCGUUACCAGACCGCCAUGCAGAAAGAAAUCAACUGCAAGCUCUAUGCGGAGGACAAGGCCACAGAGUACCUGGCAUCGCUGGACGAGAUGAAGGCUACCAUGGAUUCCAUGAAUGAGCGUUACCAGACCGCCAUGCAGACAGCAAACAACUACAAGCUCUAUGCGGAGGACAAGGCCGCAGAGUACCAGGAAUUGCUGGCCAAGUUGAAAGCUACCAGGAAGCAUCGUCAGCCCAGAGAGCAGCGACAGUAGAGAGCAAUAGGAGUAGCAGUAGUAGA